Sander lucioperca (pikeperch) is the source of this 4531-nucleotide messenger RNA. It is a transcript of the gene ulk1b, whose product is annotated as unc-51 like autophagy activating kinase 1. NCBI's taxonomy places the organism in Eukaryota, Metazoa, Chordata, Actinopteri, Perciformes, Percidae. Gene Ontology annotation, cellular component: cytoplasm; autophagosome. Bases 576 to 3677 code for a protein of 1033 amino acids. The record is from RefSeq and is a predicted model, not a curated record. Gene Ontology annotation, molecular function: ATP binding; protein serine/threonine kinase activity. The transcript is spliced from 27 exons. Gene Ontology annotation, biological process: protein autophosphorylation; autophagosome organization; positive regulation of autophagy.
GCAUGCGCUUUGUUGCAGAGGCUAGACGCCAGUCUGCUUUGUUGGGACCAUCAAUGCUACGACUUUCGGAGAGUCAGCUCCGAAUUGCAAGAGAUUCAGGGGGAUAUUUACAGCAUUUUCCGGUUAUUAGCCAUUUUUAGCUUGUUUUAAAUUCACAGUCAGCGCUUUUGUCGCCUUGUGUACGCUUCAGACAACAGAAGUGAGGAGCCCCUGUAUAUAAACAAAACGCAGCGAGCUGCUUUUUUUUUAAGGUGGCACGUCAGAGACAGCUGUAACAACAAUACUCAUCCGAUCCUCGUUUGUUAAGUUAGCUAACUUCGUGUUGGCGGCGUUGUUAGCGAUGGACAUCACCAUACAGCUUUGUUAGGAGUUAAACUCCAAAACGUGUGCGUGCGAACAUGAGAGAAGAGGACAGUUUGUUGUCAGGAAGGCAGCCCAUGGCAAGUGAAAGAGGGGGUGAACGUCCCUGCUGCUGCCCCUACUUGACAGAGGAGAAAGGAGCACUUGCUGUCCAGAAGAGUGACCUGAGGCCUCCUGGUCAUUUGUCCGCCUAGAAAAUCUGACUUUGGCACGAUAUGGAGACGGUGGGGAAAUUUGAGUUCAGUAGGAAGGACCUGAUAGGACAUGGCGCAUUUGCUGUCGUCUUCAAAGGCAGACACCGAGAGAAACAUGACUGGGAGGUGGCAGUGAAGUGCAUCAACAAGAAGAACUUGGCCAAAUCCCAGACACUGUUGGGGAAAGAGAUCAAAAUAUUAAAGGAACUGAAACAUGAGAACAUCGUUGCAUUACUGGACUUUCAGGAAACUGCCAGCUCAGUGUACCUGGUAAUGGAGUACUGCAAUGGGGGCGACCUUGCGGACUACUUACACUCCAAAGGCACCCUGAGUGAGGACACUAUUCGGGUUUUUCUGCAGCAGAUUGCAGGGGCCAUGAGGGUCCUACAGGGCAAAGGCAUAAUCCACAGGGACCUCAAGCCCCAGAACAUUCUGCUCUCCUACCCACCAGGACGCAAGUCACACUCUAACAACACCUGCAUCAAGAUUGCGGACUUUGGCUUUGCCAGGUACCUUCAGAACAACAUGAUGGCAGCAACACUCUGUGGGUCCCCUAUGUACAUGGCUCCUGAGGUCAUUAUGUCCCAAAACUAUGAUGCCAAGGCUGACUUGUGGAGUAUAGGAACCAUAGUGUUUCAGUGCCUGACUGGGAAGGCUCCUUUUCAGGCUAGCAGUCCCCAGGAACUCCGGCUGUUCUAUGAAAAACACAAGACCCUCAGCCCAAACAUCCCCAGAGAGACGUCAAGCCAUCUGAGGCACCUGCUGCUGGGUCUGCUGCAGCGCAACCACAAGGACCGCAUGGACUUUGAUGAGUUUUUUUGUCAUCCUUUCCUGGAGGCUAGCUCAUCCAUGAAAAAGACAACGCCUACUGUGUCCAUGACCUGCUUCCCAAGCUCUGCAUCAGCCAGCUCUUGUAGCAGCUCUUCCACCUCUCACCUCGCCUCACCACCGCAGUCUCUUGCUGAGGUUCAGCAUUUGCGUGCCAAAGCUCUGGCCUCCCCUACCCAGGAGGCCACUGGUUUUCUCCUCAAGGACUCGUCUGGAGGGGGCGGCAGCAGCAAGAACUCCUCCUCCUGUGACACAGAUGACUUUGUCAUGGUGCCUGCUCAAUUCACCACAGGUGAGCUGACAUGUGAGGGUAAAGUGCUGCAGGACAGCCUGAUGAACAGCGGCUCUCUUCUGGCUUCUGCUGGUCUGUGUAGCCAAGUCAAAAGUCCUCCACACUCACCUUCCUGCAGUGGGUCUCCAAGUCCUCUCAGACCCAGUGAGUUCUUGGGAAGUAACUAUAUUGGUAGUGAUGGAAACCAUGGUCAGUCAUUGCCUAUCCCAGUCCCCACCCAGGUCCAGAACUACCAGCGCAUGGAGCAGAACCUCCAUUCUACCAAACAGGAUUGCUCACCACGGAUAUCGACACCAGUGCGUCGUUGCAGCAGUGGAAGCUUGCUGGGCUUUGCUCGGACCGGGCCUUCACCCCCAUACGGGCAAGGAACAGUCACCACCAAUCGCAGGCUUUCUCUGGGAGGUGCCAGACCUUUUCAGCUCUCCCCUCAAGCUCCUCAGCAUAUUGAACCUCGGCCGACUUCUCAGCAACACCCACAGACGACAGGACUGGGCACACGGACAGGACUGGGCACACGGCUCCACAGUGCCCCCUGUUUGUUGGAGUGUGCCAGUGGUGGUGUCCAGCAAAAGAUCAGGAAGCAGCACUCAGACCCGGUGGUGGCACCCUCAACAGGCCUGAUGACUGUCCGCCCUCUACACUCGUCCCCCAGACUCAGUGAGCUGAUGCAGCGUAGCCCCCUCCCCACCAUCCUGGGCUCCCCUUCCAGGGCCAUCCCUCCUUUUGAAUUCCCCAAGCCUCCAAGCUCUACGAACCUCGUGACCUUCCUGACACAACAGGGUUUGAUCAUCGGCUCCCCGUGCAGCAGGACUGUCCCAGCAGAGCCCAGAGACGCAGGACAACAAGCGCUUGCACAGGUCACCCAGCCUGCCCACUGCAUCCACAGACUGAAUGAUGAUACCAAGGGCUUUGGAAGGUCUCAGAGUGCAGGUCGUCUGUCUGACAUGCUGCUGAUGGCUGCAUUUGGACCAGGUGGACCUGUGGGUGACCGAGGCAGCACAGAGAACCUGACCUCUGAAAAAGCCAUAGACAUAACAGUGCCCCCCGGUGGUGGGGGAGUCCUUGCACCCGGCUCCAUCAGCCCAGCACAGGUGGUUUUCACUGUGGGCUCUCCUCCCAGUGGCAGCACCCCACCUCAUGCAGCCAGACAGAGGAAAUACUCAGGCUCCUUCACUUCCGUCAGCCCCGCAGGCUCCUUCACAAGCCGCUACCCCCAGACAGGAACCUAUCUGGAUGGCUUUGAGGCUCCUUCCAGUCCUCGCUACAGUUUCACAGAUCCUAUCACAGCCAACAUGGGUGGUCAUGUAACCUUCGAGGCUCCUGAGCUGCCCGAGGAGACGCUGAUGGAGCAGGAGCAUACAGACACUGUGCAAAGCCUGCGUUUCACGUUGGAUUUCGCCCGCUGUCUGAUGGAGGUGGCUGGAGCCCGUGGGGUCGCGGUGUGCGGGGAGCAGGGGGACAUUUCUCAUCCCUCCCUCCUUCAGCAGCAGAGCCUGGUAGCAGAUCAGAUAAGCUCACUGAGCCGAGAGUGGAGUCAUGCAGAACAGCUGGUUCUCUUCCUGAAGACUGCAGAACUCUUGUCCACUGCCUUACACACAGCCAUGGAGCGAGUUAAACAGGGCAAACUCUACCCAUCGUCUACAGUCAAACAAAUAGUGAGGAGGCUGAAUGAGCUGUACAAGUCCAGUGUGGCGUCCUGUCGCUCACUCAGCACCCGCCUGGAGCGCUUCUUUUCCAGGAAGCAUCGUCUAAUGGACCAAAUCACCUCCAUCACAGCUGAGCGGCUGCUUUUCAGCCACACUGUGCAGAUGGUUCAGACUGCUGCGCUGGACGAGAUGUUCCACCAGGGGGAAGCAUCAGUCUUGCGCUACCAUAAAGCUCUCCUGCUGAUGGAGGGCCUGUCUCUGCUGCUCACUGAACAGGACGACAUCCUCAGUGUUAGCAAAUGUAAGGAGUGCAUUGAACGGCGCCUCACAGCUUUGCAGUCAGGACUCUGUGUUUGAGAGCCCUCCACUGCUUCUUGGACUGUGCAUAUGAUGUCAUUUGCACCCUGCACAUCACCAAUGAACCAAACCUCAUGGUCUUCACUUAGGAAUGCUUUAGUUUUCACAAGAAAACCACAAGGCUUUAGUUUUCACUGAACCUUAAGGGUUUGUGCUUUUUAAAUGGCCAUUCAUCUCAAGUUUGGGACAGUGGUAGUGACUUCCCUGCCACUAAACUUGUACCAGUGUUGGACAUGAAGCACUUGUGCUGUGCAAGAAUGUCUGCGCUCUAAACUAUGUGAGAGGACUUAGCUUCUGGCACUGAAAUGGUAGAACCCCCUUCACUAGGCGUAACACCUGCAGGAGCAAUUAUUCCUAAGUAGUCACAUACCCACAUACAUUACUUAUCUAAACAUAAACAGAUAGCGUUUUAUGAUGGACAAAUAUUCGUGCUACGAAUUUGCAAUAGGCUUUAUAGACAAAAUGUUAUCUUUUACCAAGAUCAGUAGCUGGAUGGAAAGCACAGUAUCUGCUGUACACCUACAUAUACAGUAAGGACGUGUUCUGAUGAAGAUAGGGAACGGCCAAGUAUCAUUCUCAUCAAACGUGUGUUUGUCUUAUACCCCUUAUUUGCUUUCCUGGGUUUAUUUUUAUGGUAUUUAUCUAAUUGUUACUUGCUCUGCUGAAGGAAAAUUUAAAUAGCAAUGCUACAGUGGGUGGCUAGAAGCACAUACAAGCACUAUUACAAAACUGUUGCCCAAAUGACUUGUGUUACGUUUUAUUUUAGACUCACUGCAGGUAAAAAAAAAAACUCUGUUUAAUCAUUGAAACAAUAAUGUAAUAGGGAUUUUUUUUUUUUAAUGGCAGCACCAACA